CUUUAAUCUCCAUGGGUCCCGAGCUACAGGAAUUACGGAAUCAACUUGACUACCUGCUGGCAAAAGGGUUUAUUCGGCCAAGCACGUCCCCGUUUGCAGCGCCGAUCCUGUUCACCCCAAAGAAGGACGGCGGACUUUGCAUGUGUACGGACAAUUGUGCCCUUAAUCGGGUAACGUUUAAAUCGCGCUAUCCAAUCCCACGCACGGACGAGCUGAUUGACAACCUUCGCGGAGCUUACUAUUUUUUGAAGAUCGACCUUCGUGGUGGUUACCAUCAAAUUAGAGUGUUCGCGGAUAACUGCUACAAGACCGCGUCUCGUACUCGCUACGGGAGAUACGAAUACACGGUGAUGCCGUUUGGAUUAACGAACACCCCCUUGACGUUCCAGCUCACCAUGAACGGGGUGUUCCGCGAUCUACUCAACAAAUAUGUGAUAAUUUACUUUGAUGACAUCCUGAUUUACAGCAAGGCCCGGGAGGAACAUUUAAAGGACUUGGAAGCGGUUUUUCAGCGAGUGCAGCAGCAUCGUCUCAUCACCAAGGGCUCCAAGUGCGAGUUUUUAAAACAAGAACUGGAGUUCCUAGGGCACGUGAUAUCCACGGAGGGGAUUCAAAUAGACUCGAAAAAACUCUGGGCUAUUCAGGAGUGGAAACCGCCAACAAAUCUGCAGCAGCUGCAAUCAUUUCUGGGUUUUGUGAAUUACGUGCGGUGGUUUAUACCCGACAUGGCGGGGUUAACUGUACCUCUAAUCGUCCUACUGCAGAAGGGGAUUUUUUACGAGUGGGGGGAGAAGCAACAAGCUCCGAACUUUGCAAUGACAAAAGGCUUGAACUGGUAACGCCAGCAAAGGCUACUUCU
Messenger RNA from Closterium sp. NIES-67, 859 nucleotides. NCBI's taxonomy places the organism in Eukaryota, Viridiplantae, Streptophyta, Zygnematophyceae, Desmidiales, Closteriaceae. The record is from the annotation of a GenBank genome assembly.